Molecule: messenger RNA, 2028 nt
Organism: Copidosoma floridanum
Lineage: Eukaryota; Metazoa; Arthropoda; Insecta; Hymenoptera; Encyrtidae
Source: RefSeq, a predicted model, not a curated record
UCGGUGUACUUCUUCCCCGUGGAUUCCGAACGUUUUUUAAUUAACUUCCAGUAAUUCAAUCAUACAUCUGUAUUUGCCACUCGAGGUUUUUGUCGUACGCGGUAGAACAUCGUUGCUGUGAAUAAUAUUAUUCGCAAAAUCGCACACAAACACAUAGAUCAGAAGAGAGGAAACGAGAAGGCAGCUUAACGCCCCGGCCAUCAUGAACUCUCUAAUGAGUUAUGGCAGCGACGGCGAGAACAGCUCCGAUUCCGAUGACGCCAAGACAACCAGUACCAUCUCAAAAGCCAGCCUUGGUGCCAAAAAAACUAUUGAUGCAAUUUAUGAUCCAGUACCAAUGGACAUGAGUGAGGAAAGCAACAGCAACGACUCGGCUAAUUCUGGAAAUAGAAGUACUAGAAAUAACAAAUCACGUGUGUCCGAUUCUCUUAAGAAGGAAGGCUCGAAAAAUUCCGUUCCAACGUUGGACCUGAGGCGAACAUGCAACGAGGAGCGCUCGUCAAGCUCGCACGAAAAAGAGCAUAUCAAGCACAAGUCAGACGAACAUAAAGUAGAUAAGUACGAGAAAAAUAGUAAACAUUCGUCUGACAAGCGAUCUGGUGAUAAAAAACGUGAUCAUAAAGACAAUAAAGAUUCAAAAAGGCACAAAGAUAAUGAUAAAAAAUCUAGAGAUGACGAGAAAAAGUCACGAGACAGUGAUAAAAGAAAAGAAAAAUCUAGUAAGGACGACGAGAAGAGCGAAAGGGAUCAUCACCAUCGCGACGCCAGAAAAGACAGAGACAAGAGGGACGACAAAGACAAGCAAAGAGAUCGUGGCAGGGACAAAGAACGCGAUAAGGGAAAGGACAAAUGCCGUGACAGAAGUAGCAGAGAUAAGAGCCGUGAGAGACAAAGCAAAGACAAAAGCCGUGACAGAAGUAGCAAAGACAAAAGUCGUGACAGAAGUAGUAGGGACAAAAGCCGAGAACGCGAGAGGGACAAGGACAGACGACACAGGGACGACAGAUCGAGACACCGGGAAAACAGACGAUCGAAGGACAGAGGACGGUCUAGGUCUCGCUCCAGGUCGCGAGAUAAGUCGCAUCGGCCGUUGACGUUUAGAGAGGAGAGGGGCAAGAAUAAGCUGGCUCAGCUUGAAAAAUUGGGCAUUGAGAUAAAGGCCACGGACGAGGCGCUGCAGACCGCCCAGGAAUUUUAUAAUCCACUGACCACGGCGACACAGGGCAAAUAUGCCGAACAAAUUCAGAAGAGGAAGCUGUUGUGGCAGAACAAGAAACAAGAUGAUAACAAAACUGCAAUCACCCCUUCUUCAACGACAAGUACAUGGGUGGGUACGACAUUUACUCACGACCAAGAUGGUAAAGUCACAGCCAAGUUCAAGAGGUUGAUGGGUAUCAAAGAUAAUACGCCUAUACUUCCUACAGGAGUCAAACCUGACAUUCUCAAAAAACAAGAAGAAAUGUUCAACAAUAUGGAACAGCAGUACGAGGUAGCUCGAGCAACGACACACACGCAGCGUGGCGUUGGGCUUGGCUAUGGGUCAGGUUUUAUGUUUCCACGAUAACGUAAUUCUUUAUGGUUUAAAAAUUUUAACCAAGUGUAUUGCAGAGAUUUUUUUAAAGCGAUACUAUAAUCUGUACCUAUGCACUUCCAAAGUGUUGAAAAAUUACAACAAAAAUUUAAUACUAAUCUUGCUGUUAUAUACUACUUUGUUAAAGCAUCUACAUCUUGGAAAUUUGAGAAAAAAUCAAGCAAAUAGCCUAUAGAUUUUUAUGAAGUUUGAAUAAAUCUGCAACAUUAUACUAGAUUAAUUACAACCUGAUAAAUAAUGUGAAGUAUUUUUUUUCAUGAGUUGUCACUUUUCUUUUUUUUUUACUAUGCCUAAAAAAUUGUUUAGAAGUACUUUAAAUGCCAUCUAGCAGUUGAUUGAUUGUUUAACGUUUAAUCUGUUAUUAAAUUGGAUGAUAUGUGGUAUGAGUAUACUAAUGUAAAACAAAAAAAUUACAAUAAAAAAUCGGCUUAAUUUGA